UUUUGCAGCACCGGCGGCAAAAAACAGGUCAUAGUUUUGUCGCUUCCUGGCGAGGAUGAGGAGUAUUAUCGCCCCUACUUUUGGGAUAUUGCCAACUUUGCCUUUGAAAUGGAUCUCAGAACUAAAGGCAGAGAUCACCUGUUUAUCGUCCACGAUGAAACAGGCCGGAAAUACUUCCAGAACCGCACGUUUACCCACGCUCAUUUCAUUGAAAUGGCAAAGCCGUCUAUGGACGCGUGGAUGAGAGAUUUUCCCCCCGCCAUGCCAAACCAACAGGUCAAGUUUACGUAUAAACCACAGUACCUUACGGCUGAGCAGGCCAAAUUUGAUGAAGAAAGGUUUAAGAGGUUUGCGACCCUGGUGGGCUUGCCUUCGCUGAAGCACAGCAACAUUAUUCUUGAAGGAGGGAACAUUGUGGAAAAUGGAGACGAAAUAGCCAUAACCACUGAGAGAGCGUACCAUGAUAAUCCAAAUAUAUCUCACCAGGAACUCGUCAAGACGUUGGAAGCUGCUAUCAACAGAAAAGUUGUGGUUAUUCCAGACCCAGGAGAUGCAACUGGACACGUUGACGGCGUCGCCUCAUUCGUAGAGAAAAAUACUGUGUUAGUUGGGUUAGUAGAGAACCACCCCAAUGGAAAAGCUAUACACGAUAACUCGAUAAACGCUAUUCUUAAAGUCUUUCCAAAUCUCACUGUUGUGACUCUCCCGUCCUAUUGGGUAAACACCACUACCUGGGAUGGUUUUACAAGUGCUGAAGGUUGCUAUGCCAACUCUUUAGUGACCUACAAUGCCGUUUACCUACCUUUCUUUUCCAAUCAGACGGGUAACGAAAGAGCAUUUGCUGUCUUCAAGAAUAGUACCACCAAAGAAGUCAUCCCUGUGUAUAACACCGGCACAGUACCCGUACUCGGAGGAAGCCUUCGUUGCAUGACGUGGCAGAUUGACGAGAAUCACCCUGUGGCUCAAGCAUUGUUUGAAUACGUGAAAAAGAAUACGUCCCCUAGUGGAUCGGCUUCAGUGGUCACUGCACAGAUUGCGUGGAUCGCAGCCUUUGUGCUGAUAGCUUUUGCUUUGGCUUCUUCCCAUUAACUUUGUUUGAGCUAGCUGUCUCAUGUUUAGAUACCUUAUUGUAAGUCAUUGCAAUAGUUCUUGCAUUACUUCUUUGAUAAACGGGUUAUACACCCGGGGGUACUGUAGGAAUUUUUGGGUGGGGAUUUUCCUCUUAGACCCUGGAACCCUAAGCCUAUGCCAGGGCUAGUUCAGCGGAAUUUUGCUACCCUAUACUAGACUAACCUCUCCAAAUCCCCCCCCCCCCUUCCUAGAGUAGCUUUUAGGCUGAGUUGCGCAAAUUUAAACUUGCCAAUUGUAGUGGCAAUUCCCGGUUUAGUCUAGACUAAAAUCUUUAACCAAUUGAUCAGUUUCCUGGAAAAUGAUACCCUCUUCUAGACCCAUACUCCCUGAUUAAUAUACCCUGUCCCAGACUAAAUUUCUUGAAAACAAUACCCAUAGCCCUUAUAUGGCAGUACCCCCCUUCCCCCACCCAGUGGGGUUAUAUGGUAAAAAAGACUGAAGAGACUAAGGCUACGUUCACGUGGCAUCGUGCGAAUUUUCAAUAGACCGCUUGUAACUUCGUAAGUUUAGGUGUUCUGUUCAAGCGGAACCACCUUAACUGUACACACAUGUAGACAAGGGUCUGAAUGAGAAUUGGUGUUUAGUGUUAUUUGCCCGUAAUAUUGAGUGUUUGCUAUUAAAUUGGUCAGUUUUUUAAUGUUUACUGUUUCCGAAGAAAAUACCGUUAAGUGAUUGGAGGGUUCUUCGGACAUCUUCGGCAAUGGUCGGACCUCUUCGUUAGUCUUGGAAAAUCUUCGACAGUCUUCGGGAAUCGUCGGUAGCCGUCGGAAAUCUUCUAAAACCAUCUGGAAUUGUCGUAAAAUGGCCAAAAACUCCUCCUCAAAAAAUGAAGUGUUUAGUGUUAUCGAGGUACCCCCAUUCAGACCCUCUUAGACGCCUACCCGAAAAGCUCCGUGUGUCAGACAGAGCGAAAAUAUCGAAAGGUUCUGUGUGAACGAAGUGUCCGGUCAAAUGUGUUAACAGGUCGAAAAUUGAUCCGUUGCCCUGUGGACGUGGCCUUAGUCUUUCCCAUCUUUUUUCCUUAUAACCAGUUUUAUCGUGAAGUAACGGUUUAUAGUUUCCAUGCCCUCGGUUGAUUUUUGAGAAACUCGUAACAAAAAGACACGUAAAUCAAAAUAUAAUAAGAGUGUGAUAUACAAUAUUAUGAAAAAGAAAUCAGGUCAAAUAAAAAUUUUGUUUGUUAACUGUUUCAGCACUGUCUGACACUGUUUCCAACAGUUUAAUUGCAUGUACUUCCUUAUUCGUUUUCCUCUUGAAUAUUUUUGCCAGGGUUGAGGGUAGAGUGGACCCCUAAUACAGAAGUAACCCUCAUAUAAAUAAAGAAAAUUUGGAAUACGACAAAAAUUCCCCUCUACUGUGGCAAAAUAUAUAACACAAGACGCUUACAUUACGAACCCCUAAGUCCCUUGGCACCUUGUUGCAUCGGGUUUCCACUGUGAUGUUGUUGAUGUUUUUCCCAACCUUUGGCUCCACCCUUUGGUUUGAUUUCUUUCAACUUUGCAUGCCAAUAACCCACGUUGUUUGUUCCUCGCAAAGCGAAGGCCUCAAGGCCUUUGCCUACCGAGGUUUAAUAAAAUUUGUCCGAAUUCGCGUCGCUCUCCUAGAUCGUUUAAAUGUCUUUCACGUCCCAAUCUCAUAAUUUCAUCAGUGCUAAAAAUAAAGGAUAUACAAAUUCCGGGUUUUCUCUUAGCUAGGGCAAAGUUUUGUUGGCUGAGAUGUGGUUUAAUUGUCUGACCCUGAACUGGCCCUUGUGAGGUUCCUGAGGUCAGUUAAGUCGGUUCUGCUCAAUACAUCUCAUGCACAUUGCCGACAAAGGGAAUUUUUCAUUAAAAUAUUCGAUCACUAGCAAUGCACUUCUUGAGUGUUCAAUGUACUGUCCAGAUCAUAGCAGAUAUAAGGCUAGGAGAGUGAUUUAAUUAUUAUUUCCCUCUCUCUUAUUCAAGAGUUACAUUGCUAAGUGCCCUAAUAAAUGGAAACGUGAGCGAAAUAAAAAAGGCCAAAAUUUGUUAAGAUAACAGGAUGGAAUAUUGUUUAUCCUACAAGAGUUGGAAAAUAGAAAAAGGGCAAUUUGUUUGCCAAAUGGCCGAAAUCAAUUAACUGAGGCAAAAUCCACGUGGCCGAGUUGUUAAAUGAACUUUGCCUGAUGAGAGGUGAUAAGUUAACAGUCAGGACGUUUGAUUGCGAUCUUUCAUGUCCCUUAACGACUUACAUUACACAAGCCAAACUGACCUACAAAAUCCCAAUGCGAUUUUCUUGUUGUAAAGAUCUGAAUUCCCUUCAGUGGGUGUGUUAGGGAAAGAAACGACAUUUUUUUCCCCGUGUUUUCAUGCGAUUACCUAAACUAUUUUUGUGAGCUCACCUUUCAGUGUCCCAAAAUCGUAGCAGUUUUAAAAGGGUCGUUCUGGUUGAGUUUUUGUUGUAAAAGAGACUGGAAUUUGUGAGCGGCCUUUCUGGCCUUUGUCCAUUAAUUGUUUACAUAAAAUUCCAAUUUUCAGUCACCUUCAAAUCUUAAUUUUUCCCUUCCACAUAUUUUGUAAACAUGCCUUCCUCAAUUUUUUGCUUCAUUGAAAACGUUCUGAAAAUUUUUAGUUGUUCCAUUCAUUAGGCCAAGCAAGGACGUCAAAUAAAUGGAGGCAUUAAAAGGGGAAAAAAGUCGGCGAGAUUUAACAGGAGGAUUUUUUUAAAUUUCUUAGGACAAGCUUUUUUGGCCCUUAGAAACAUACCUCCCUUAAUGACCUUUGACUACAUUUGUCUUUUUCCCCUUGACUAUUGUCACGUCACCUCUCGCACAUUUACCCUAACUUAUAAUGACCAACAGCAUUUUACGAAAAGUACCCGAGGUGUGGUACUCAAAAACUAAAUGGUUCGGUAAAAUGAGCAAAACAUUAAUCGCAAAAUUAUGAAGCGGCCGCUCAGGUUAGCCGGCUAUUAAUGCCGGGGUAGUGUUGAACCAUGAAAGAAUUUCGCCAGAAGGAAAGCGAUAAAGGAAAAUUAAUGACACAUACCACGUAUGGAGUAAAUAAGAUAUGGAACAAGGCAGAAGCCGCCUUUCCGAAGUGUUUUCUAAUUGCCUUCGGCGUAUGAAAUGUUCGGUGAUUGAAAGUGUGUUAGCAUAAGUUGCUUACAAUUUUCUUGUUGGUUAAUUAUUUUACAAGUAUGUUGAAAAUAAACCCGUAAUAUUAUUUCCGCUUAAAUCUUAUACGAACGCCUUUUUGUUUUGGUUGUUCUUUUCAUCAUUUUUUUUUCCUUUUUUGCGAUUCAUGAACGACUGAAAAUGGCUUCCUUGUUAUUUUGGGGAAAAGAUUCUCGAAAUAUUCUCUCGUGACAUUUCGCCAAAGAAACUGUUCUCAGAUAUGUUUAAAGAGGUAAUGUCACGCGAAUAUUGGUCAAUUUUGUGCUAGUUUUUUAACAGGAUAGUAAAUACCGUGAGUCAGGACAUCUUCGUAAACCCGUCCCGUGCUCAUAAGAUUAUUCUUCAAAUAUUUCUACGCGCCUGUUUAAAUAACACUUAAACAUCUUAAACCCUAGUUGUUUUGUCCUUUCCUGGAGUCUCUAAUUUUUUAUAUUUCUAAAACGUGGGUUUGCUGGUGAAAUAUUGUUAAUCCCGGCCGGUUCAGAUCAGGGCUGGGAGCCGUAAAAUUAAACCCUUCCAAGGAACCGGAAGAUUUCAGAGCUUGUUUAACCUCACCCCUGAAAAGUUGUAAUGGUUAGGUUUAUCUUAAACAAAUAUCAUUAUGUACUAGAAACCGUUUCUAAGCCGUUGGGAAAACCAAGCACUACUGAACUAUUUUUGGAAAACAAAAACAUCAACAUGGCAACGAAAUGAAACAUCUAAAAGUAAUAGUCACACUCCACAACUCUAUGCAGUAUUGCCAGUACUUAUGCAUACACACAGCCAUAUCACUCGGGCAGAAAAAAUGGCACGAAAAACUUCGAAAGAAAUGUGAGAUUGGCUUUUGUGAUCAAUUAUUAAAACUACAACAAUUACGAACACUUUCUACUAGCGACAAAAUAUCGUGGAAAAAUACGUGCUCGGUGGUGUUCAGAUUAAAGUAGUAUAAGAAGAAGAAUAUUUCAUAGGUAACAAUAAUUAGCAGGUUAGCGAAAUGGAACCUUUUAACAUUGAGAAACAAGAUAAACAGAAACCAAUAGAAAGACGUGUGUUUGCCUAAUUCACAGCACUUUCAUGAUGAAAAACAACAAAAACUUACGCGGCUGACUGAGUAGUUGUUAAGGGGACUGACCCGGCCCGUUUCAAGGCUUCGCUGAGUUGACUAACCUUUAACGCACACCUCCGUUCCUUAAACAGGGGACUUUGAGUUGAUUAUUUCAUUCUGUGUCUUUUUAGAGAGAGUUGACAGUUUUGGGCAUAAGUGUGGUUUUUAUGCCUUAGCGACUCUUCUACUCCUAGACUACUUUAAGGGGAGAUAAUUUGUCACCUCUAUAACACUUUUGAAUCGGUGGACAAAUCCGAAGGUGAUGCCUCUCAAAUGAAACCUUAAGGCAGAAAUUUGUAUCGUACUAUUUCUUUAUUAAGAUUUUACUAAAAGGAACUAUGCUUUGUGCGAAUUUUUUCUUCGGACAUAAAAUAGAGUGAACUAGCUAGACCAAAUCUGAUUCAGCCUCUCCUGGAGCCAUUUGAACACAAUUAAAGCCAAAAGAAGCCUAUUCCAGCCAACGCUAAGCCCUAGUCCUAGGUAAUUGGACUGUGAUGGCCCUGAUUAUGGCAGCCAAAUAAGACCCAAGAAAUGAACGCACCCAAAUUUAGGGUUUAACAGAUAUUUUUGAUUUACUAUGAGCGCGCGGUUAAAAGCUCUUAAGAAGUAAUUUAGAGUGAUGUUCGGAUUAUCACAAGUACAAGCGAUUGAAGAGUUGAAAUUGAUUAGUUGUCUAAAGUAAGGCGAAAGAAAUAAAGUUAGUCAAUGGGACAAACUAUAAAUGAUGUUUACCAACAACAUUUCGACUGCAUGAACAUUACUCACACGGCGUACAAUUUGACAACUUUGUUCAGAUGCUAAAUAUUUUUUUUUACGUUUUAUAUUAAACUGCAAAUCCUUGUGGCCGGUGUUCUUUCUUCCUAUAGUUAGUUUGAAUUUUCGUUAACUGUGUAAUUACAAAUGAUGGACAACAACAAUAAAAACGGUACAGGUGUUUGCACUUUUUAAUAAUAAACCACUACUGUAAAUGUCAGCUGGACAAGAGUAUGUAAACUGUCAAAAAUCAAAAAGAACAAUCUAGUUGAUCAUUCACCUCUUAGAAAAUUAAAGGGCACGCAGCUAAACAAAUAAUGUAACAAUAACUUUGAAACAAAAAUAAGCUCUCCAGUUGAGUUGCUGUUUAAGCCAAUCACAACACAAAAACUGGUCAUUUGUCAAUGAUUGGUUGAGAAGAAACAGUAAAAGGCUACUUAACCUCACAGUUUUACUGUCGAGAUAAGGAUAGGUUUGGAGAGACUUUUGGGAUUGAGAUUAGCCAAUACAGCGCCAUGCGUCUCCUGCUGUUUUUUUCUUUUAUCCUAGUCUCAAAAGGAUUCAAAUGGUAGGAUUUCAGUUGACACAAAUUUGUUCAAAACGUUGCAUGCUCGUUCGUAGGUCUCAACUCGAGCCGGAUUAUAAACGGAUCAAAACGUUUUCAUAGGCAUGUUUUUGUCGCAGAUAUUAAUUCAAGUUUAUAAAUAAUGGCAGAACAAUCCAAGUUGCCAUUGCAGCCUUGUUUACUGGAUAUAGGUCGUAAAUGUUGACAAAAUAGUACGAUUAUUACUCUGAAUUUUUUAAAAAGUGAUUUUAUUCUUUUAAGACGUAACACAUUGGCACUGAAGUAACGAAAAUCUGACAAAAGUGCAUUAGUUUUAAAGAAUAUUAUAGCAUAUAUAUUUUUUCUAGGGCCACUUUAAUAAAAAUUUUACAAGUGUAAUUUACAAGUGUGGCCAUUGUUUUAGAGUUUGAAAACAAUAGCUACACUUGUAAAUUACACUUGUAAAAGUUUUAUUAAAUUGACCCCUGCCUUGCCACACCAACCUUACGUGGAGUUUCUUUAUACUUGUGUUCAGUCUGAAAUUAUUUUCUCUUUUAGUAAUGAGAAUGAGAACGAAAAGCAAGUGAUUGUUAUAUCACUUCCCGGUGAAAAAAAUGUUCAGUAUCUUGAGCAGUUACAGAACCUUGCUGAGUUCGCCAUUGAAAUGGACCAGGUGACACAAGGCAGGGAUCAUCUGUUCAUCAUUCACGACAAGUCGGGCCUUAAGUACUUUCAUGGCUACACCUUUGUCAACGCUUACCUCAUUGAAAUGGAUGAGUCACUGGAUAUGUGGAUGAGAGAUUUCCCUCCCACCAUGCCAAACCAACAGAUCCAAUUCACGUACAACCCACAGUAUCUCUCCGAUGUCCAGGCCGAGAAAGAUAGUCUCGCUUUCGAGAAGUUUGCGAGAAUGGUGGGGCUGUCCAAAACUUUGACGCACAGUAAGCUUGUUCUCGAAGGAGGGAACAUUGUGGAAAAUGGAUGUGAUAAAGCCAUUACGACUGCGAGAGCCUUAGACGACAAUCCGGGAGAAAAGGAUUUCAUCGCGGAACUGGAAUAUACUAUUAAAAGAACAGUGGCAGUCCUUCCAGACCCCGGAGAUACUACCGGACAUGCUGAUGGCCUGGUGUCUUUUGUAGAAAGAGAUGUGCUCCUGAUCUCCGAGUUUGAUGACGCCGAUGGAAAAUAUUUUUAUAAAGCCAUGAAAAGAGCUGUUCAUGCCGUUUUUCCAAACCUCUUCAUCGCUCCUUUGCCGUGCUAUAUAAAGAAAAGCACGUCCCAUGGGUUUAGUGCCGCCGAAGGUUCUUACGCCAACUCAUUGGUGACAAACAACGCAGUGUAUAUGCCCUACUUUUCCAGGCAUGAAAGCAACGAAAAGGCCCGUAAGGUGUUCCAGAAGUAUACCUACAAAGACGUGGUUCCCGUGAUAGCUGCUGGAAAAGUGAAUGUUCUUGGGGGCAGUGUACGUUGUAUGACAUGGCAGAUCGACAAAGAUCAUUCAGUGGCUAAGGCAUUGUUUAAAUACGUGGAAAACAAGCGAAAGAGAUCUUUCAUCUGA
Molecule: messenger RNA, 8203 nt
Organism: Porites evermanni
Lineage: Eukaryota; Metazoa; Cnidaria; Anthozoa; Scleractinia; Poritidae
Source: the annotation of a GenBank genome assembly